This is a messenger RNA of Thamnophis sirtalis, 5273 nucleotides long. It is a transcript of the gene GNG12, whose product is annotated as G protein subunit gamma 12. Gene Ontology annotation, cellular component: heterotrimeric G-protein complex. NCBI's taxonomy places the organism in Eukaryota, Metazoa, Chordata, Lepidosauria, Squamata, Natricidae. Gene Ontology annotation, molecular function: G-protein beta-subunit binding. Gene Ontology annotation, biological process: G protein-coupled receptor signaling pathway. The record is from RefSeq and is a predicted model, not a curated record.
CGGGUGAGAGGUCGGCCAGCUCCGGUCGCCCAUAGAGACGGUGGAGUCCCGAGUGGCGAGGAGGGCGGAGGCGUGUGGGGGCGUCGAGGAGGGUCCCGCGGACGAUUUGCCACAGGCCAAGUACACUAUUUGUGGCGGAAAAAGGAUUGGAAGCUAGAUUACGUGAUAUUUGGUGCUAUAAAAGCCCAAGUGUUCCUGUUCUUUGAAGUGCUUGGAAGAGUUCACCGAGAAUGUCUGGCAAAACGUCUGGCACCACAAACAACAUAGCUCAAGCAAGAAGAACUGUUCAGCAGUUGAGAAUAGAAGCAUCUAUAGAAAGGAUAAAGGUGUCAAAGGCAUCAGCAGAUCUAAUGUGCUAUUGUGAGGAACAUGCCAGGAAGGAUCCUUUACUAAUGGGCAUACCUGCUUCAGAAAAUCCUUUCAAGGAUAAAAAAACCUGCAUUAUUCUAUAGGCAAAGCAGCAAAAUGCCUUCUAAACCUUCCCCUGCAAAACCAACCUAGCCAAUUUUAGAGAAGUAACCUGAAGGUCACCUGGUAGCCAUUGCAUAAAACAGCAACUUAUUUCCACCUUGUGUAUGAAUGAACUUUUAAGUUUCCUUGAAUGUUUGUUUCUCCCAUCCUCAAUGCCAGGCACACGGUUCUAAAAGUUACUUCUUGCAAAAAUGGAAGGGUUCUACAAAUGUUGUUAGGCAUGGAUUCUCUUGGCUUUGACGGGCUGGGCUGAACUGGGCUGGGCUGGGCUGGGCUUGAUUUUAAAAUGUAGUGAGUGUUCACAGAUCCAAGGAUUGAACUAUCAAGACCAAAGUUGCCUGAGCUUCAUUUACAGAGUAGUGAGGUAGACAAGCCUAGAAUGCUAAUCAAGCUUUCUUUUGCAUUUGAUUUGAUACCAGUGUGUACCUUGUAUAUGUAAAUGGAGUCUAUAUCUAGGGUGUAUGCAUAUGUUCGUUUAGAUGUAUAGACACAUUCCAAAGUGCAUUCUUUAAGUGCACUCUUCAGAGUUCAUUGCUGCAUUUAUUGAUAGAAUUUCUGCACUUAAUGCUUUCACUAUUUAGUAUAUCUUAAGCUUUCGACAAUGUCUUAAAAACCUACACAUUUGUACAUUCUGGUUCUCAACAUAGCUUUGAAAAGUGACGUCUAUCGCCUUUAAGUUAUCUUUUAUUUCCACUGAAAUGUAGACUACACUAAAUUCAGAUUGAUUGCGAUAAUGGUGUCUAAAAAUUUAUCCUCCUUUUCUUUUUGUCUUUUAAGAGGAGUUCUGUCCUUUGCCUUUUUCCUACACAGUUUCUAAUGAACUGGUUUUUGGAAGCUUUCAGCCUUUUUUCAGUUUGAUCCCCCAAUUUACAUUUCAUAAAUAUCAAACAAUCACUAAGUAGGAAGAGAGACUCUGAGUGAAAUCUAUGGUGCUACUGCUUCUGCACAAGACCUAUUAAAAUCAAUGGUUGUGCUAAAUAAAUGCUUGAAGGAUUAUAGCAAUUCUCAGCAGCAGCAGCUAAUCCCUUGUAUAUGUUAACAUUAUUAAAGAAUUUGGGUACCAUUCAUGCGAUAAUGAGAUACUGAAUAGAAAGAAGCAACACUGAUACAUUUUAAGCCAGGGGUAUGUAUCUGUAUUCUAUUUGUUUGGCCUUUUAAUUUUUAUAGUAUUAUUGUGAUCUGCCAUAGCGCUGUGUUUCGAAGGUGGAUUACUUGUAGCUUUUUGUUGUUGUUCCAUAUGUAGAGGCCCUCGGAUGCAUGAUUAGAUUUCCCUCAUAGAAACUUCAGCAUAGAAUGCAAAGCCAACCCCAAAGCAUUCAUUUUCAACCAGCCAAGGGACAGCCCCUCAAAUAUUUCUUCUUGUUAAGACCUAGACUUCCAUAGUGUUUGUAUCUGCUUGGUGACAGCUUAACGCAUACUUGGUUUCACCGUAACUGUAUUGAGAAGCUAGCUGCAGAGCUGGUAAGCCAAAGUCCCCCACCCAAUUUACUGGUGCUUUUCACUGCAUUAUAAUCAAGCUCUUGUGGAGAACUGUAUUAAUUCUGCAUGCUGCUGUGUUGAUAUUGUAUUUCUUUUUGCCUUCAUGUUCCCAAAACAUAAAUUUAACACAUUUUAAAAACUAAAAUAACUUCCUAAAAAUAGUACGGAACUGAUAACAAAUUCACAAUUUUGCAUUGAUUUUGCUUAUUUUAUAUCACUCUGGCCAUCACAUAAUCAAUGUACAAUUCAUUAAAUUAGAUUACCUGGAAUUUGGUGCCAUCUUAGUUGCUAUCAUAAUUUUAAACAGUGUCUUUUCUGAUAUCAAGUCUUAAGUCCGUGUCCCCAAAUUAACACAGAUGACCUAUUUUUUGGUUUGUUUUAAGAUAAUUGGGCAGCAGUUGAUUUGUCAGCUAUAUAAAUCUUCUUUAUAAAGUAUGAUUCUUGCAACGUUAGUCCAUGGCAACAACAUGGGUUAACUUGCAUUUCUGUUAAAUGAAGUGAACCAGACAGUAGUUAGGCUUGUGUUAUGAUCUUAACAUAGGAAGUAAAAUCCAGAGGAAAAGGUCAACCUACGUUUGACUUUGCUACAUGGAAGUGAUUAAUUCGCACCGGUAGAUGGUCCUCUGGUGAGUUAAGAAUGUACAGAUCAUGUACCUAAGCUCAUGCAUGAUGGCCAUAAAGUAUUGAAGCUCUCAAUUGUCAGAGUUGAUGCUCAUUGCAAUAAGCCUAUAAAUGAGGAGAGACUGCAUUGGCAGGCCUGUCAACUCUAAGAGAGUCGAUAUAAUUAUUUGUAAUGAAUAAAUUGAUAUUGCCACUGGUAAAUGGGCACCUGAACAUUAUAUUACUUGUAAAAGCAGAAGUUAAUGCUGGACGUUUUCUCACCCAUCACCAACCCAACCUGUUUCCUACAAAUCCUAUCCCAAAUAUCAGUAUUUUUUUAAACAAUUAGAAUGCUGCUCUUUUUAGACCUAUUCUACUCAUCAGAUGAAUGCAAUUUUAAAAAUUCUCAGCACAUUCACCAAUUUUAUAUUUUCAUAUAUAUAGUUGUAUUUGUGCUGAUAUAUAUAUACUGAUAUGCAAACAAAAGCAUUUUCCAUGUUGCAAACACUACACUAUCACCAGCAAAUGCUGCUCCAUAUGCUUUAAUGAAUGAAUUUGGACACAUUCAGUUACUCUUGCUAGCGAGGCAUUUUAAACUGAUUAUGAUUGUUCCCUGCCUCUCAUUUAAGUUCUACUUCAUGUAAGAUUAAAAGGUCCAUAUCCUUAAAUUUUAAAAUCAGAUUUAUGAUAGAUGAACCUCUGUAACUUACUUAAAUACCCUCAGUGAUUGAGUAUCUAAUAAAUGAUGUUUGACUUGUUACACAUUGAGUUAAAACUAAGAUUAGCACUUGGUGAUCAGGUAUUUGAAAAAGCAUCCUGCUUAAUAGUCCUCUUGCCUGGCUUGACUGAACACAAACUGGAUAGAGGAGGCAUUACCAAAAGAAAGAAGGACAUCUUUAGAUGUUGCCUUGCAAUUGAUGGGUGCCAUUAAUUUUUUUUCUAAUUUUUUCUACUCAUCUCUCAGUUCACAUUUUUCCAAAUUAAGCCUUGAGUUUUGACACCUUAAUAUUGGGCCUGCUUUCUGGACUUUUUGUUCUUUUUGCAUUGCUAAUCAUGCUACUUUAGUCAUUUUCAAGUUGGCCUCAGCUCUUGAUAACUUCACAGACACAUCCAUCUAGCUUUGGAGCAGCAAUAUAGAAAUGGUUUGCCAUUGCCUUCUUCUAGAACGUGAUCUUUUGUUGUUAAAAUCUGACAGUACUUAUGUAUUCGCCUUGUUGUAGUGUUAUAGCACCAGGCCAAAAUAGGUUGGAUCCAAAUAUGCCCUUCCAUAUGUGGGAUAAGAUAUACUAUAUCCCAAAAAGCAAUGUUUUAGCCUUACCCUAAUAUAUUCCCAGGAAAAAGGAAAAGCAAGAAUCCAAGAAUCCAAUACAUGCUUGCAAGGGAGAAAGCCCCCUUUCACAAGUGAGCCGUGCUGACGGGACAUACAUAAGAGACCAUUCAGGGGCUACAGUCUCUCAUGGUUUAUUAAGGGUAAACCACUAUUCAUUAUAAUGGGGCUUAUUUCUGAGUAAGCAUGUAUAGUCUUGUACGAUAUAAGCAAAGACCGUUCUCUACAUGUGCCAGAGAAGCAUAGGAAAUGCUAUGAACUUGCAUCUUAAAGUAGUCUAGAAACUGCUUUCCUUGUAUUUGCAGAGCAAUGCAAGCAGCAAUUUGGUUUAUGUUGUGGUGCUUUGGAUCCAAACCAAUAUUUUCACCAGCAGUGCUUUAAAUUUUUAUCAUUCAUGUGUAUUUUACAAACCGGAGAUAAUUAUUGAAAACACGGUGUUGUAAACUGCAGAUGUUUUCAUUUGAGCCAAGUAAAAUGUUGUGCCAACUUCCAUUUACGAAUGCAUUUUGACUUCCCCUUGAAAGGCUCAUGGGCUGUCAACCUCACCCUUGUUCAGUUUCUUGUAUUGAUUGAGAUGUAGCAGUUUUCAAUCAAAGCAACAAUAAAUUCAGAACCAAAAUGUAACGAGCUGCUUUGAGUUAUUUCUCUCCAAGUUUAAGUUGUUGCUAGAUGCCUCCUCACCCCUCACCAGCUUUUCAUAACUUUUUUUUUAAUAUAUUGAGAGUUGAAACAUACACACAUUGCAUGUGUGCAAUGGUGAUACCUCAACAAGAAAUUGAGAACAUUGCCUUUAUAUCUAUUGCCUUGGAUUCACUUCAGUGGGACUUGCUGCAGUGGUGCUUAGGUUAAUGUGAUUAACAGAAUAGGGGGGAAAUGAACACUUAAUUUAAAAUAAUAACUUCUACACUAUUGUGAAGUUUGAAAUUAAGAGUAUGAAACUUAAUAAGGAGUUUUUAGUCAUUGUACCACUAACCUCCACCUUGGUGUUUUCUUUGAAACAUCACGGAAGAAAAAUAAUACUGUCUAGAAACAUGCUGUGUUUUUAUUUAUCCCUUUUAAAUAUAAUAGUAAACAACUUUAUUUCUUACAGACAAUCUUCUCUGUUUUUUUUCUUGCUCUCACAUUACUGUAAUGUUGCAUUGAAAAGAAUAAUACCAUGAUUUGCCUUUGAAGUAAAAAAGAAUGCAUGAAAUUACUUUAAUAGUUUUGUUUUAUCUUUCAUAAACAAUCUGUAAUUGUUUGCUUUCAUUGUACCUCUCUAUACAAUGUGAUUGCUCUUGGAAGGUGGUUUCUUGCAAACAUUAGAAAGAUUAAAAACUGUAAAGAUUCCUUUUCACAGCUAAUAUAUUUAGUAUCAUGGAUAUAAAAUACUUUAAUUAAAUAUCAUUUCUUUUCA